AUGGAAGCAACACAGGAAUCCACUCAGCCGCUCGCUGAUCCGCGUCGCAUGGGAAUGAAUAACUCUGGCAUUGAAGAUCAAGACUUGUCUGACAUCAUUUGUAUUCUCCAUCCUAAUUCUCAUGCCGCCCAUGAUGCAGUUGCUGCCACGGCUCGACUCGGCUCCCAGCAUAUACUCCAAAGAGACGCAUUGUCAGACGAGCCCUCUCAUACGUCGGACCUGGAUGUUGCAUUGAGGCUUUCAUCUAAUGUUCACAACAUCGGUCUCGGGUUUUGCUUCGGUCGUAACCGCGCCCGUUGUGACCUCCUCUUGGCCGUGGAUGACGAAGCCAAACGGGUAUCAAACACCCAUUUUCGGAUCUACCUGACAGGCGACGGCAUCCUUAUGCUUCAGGACACAUCAACAAAUGGCACAGUUGUGGAUAAUUGCCGCCUUCGAAAGUCUCAAAAAGAAAACAGCCGGAUGCUCAUGAACGGAUCGGUGAUUCAAGUGGUGACCGGCAUCGGUUCAGAUGAAGUUCGCUUCGUGGUUCGGACCCCAUCGAGAGAAGGAUUCGCGACUCAAUAUCAAGAGAAUCUCUGCCGCUACUUCGAACGCGUCCAAGCGCAUGCACCAGCAAACCAGGGUCGACAGGGCCCGCCUCCGUCUGUCUUGACAUGGUCGGCCUCCAACGCUUUCGGUAUGCAUUGGACAGGUGGAGCAAUGUACAAUGUGACUGGACAAAUCGGCAAGGGAGCUUUUGCAACAGUGUAUAAGAUUGCAACCAAGCAACACGGUGCAAUCUAUGCCGCCAAAGAGCUGGACAAGCGUCGUUUCAUGAAGAAUGGGAUUUUGGACCAAAAGGUCGACAAUGAAAUGAAAAUCAUGAGAGAUUUGACGCAUCCCAACAUCGUUCAAUAUAUCGAUCACCACGAGCACGACAGGUGGAUUUACAUCAUCAUGGAGUACGUCCCUGGAGGCGAGCUCUCAACGUACUUGCAGACCCAGGGACGAAUUGCGGAGGAGAUGGUGAGGACAAUUGCACGGCAAGUGUUGAGAGCUCUUCACUACUUGCACAAACGCCGAAUCACCCAUCGAGAUAUCAAACCCGACAACAUUCUGAUUGCCUCACUCGACCCACUUAGAAUCAAGUUGUCCGACUUCGGGCUAUCGAAAGUGGUAGAGCAAGAGACUUUCUUGAAGACCUUCUGUGGCACAUUGUUGUACUGUGCACCGGAGGUGUACCCGGAUUAUGAACAAUACCGCCGCGGUGAGCUCCGGAAGAGGCGCCGUGUUGGAGAUCCCCAAUCUGUUGAUAUUUGGUCUUUGGGUGCAGUGCUUUUUCACAUCUUAUCCGGUGUCCCACCGUAUACUGGACGUGCCGAAGAUCGUGGAGUACAGAUGCUGCGGACAAUCAUGACCAGCAAUGCGGACUUUGAUGCACUUCGACAAGCAGGUGUCUCUGAGUCCGGUAUCGAUUUCGUCUCUCAGCUACUAAAUCGAGACCCAUUUUCGCGACCGACGGAGCGUGAAUGUUUCCAGCACCCCUGGAUUGCCGAUGUGCCCGAUGUCGAUGAGUAUGAUGACGAUGAAGACUUGCUUUCAGAUCACAAUGACCACAACGACGGGCUUUCGGUAAUUGGCGAAGAUGCUGAAGAUGAGCUUGAUGCCUCACAGCUGUCUAUUGCUGACGUGGGUGGGUACACUCAUGAACCCGGAGCAGAGGGUGGCAGCAUGGAAGCGAUGUCAAAAAAGCCGCGGGUUGAGGAGUACAUUCCUAGUGAAGUCCACUAUCCUAGCCUUCCUGAAAUUAGUUUUCAAGAGGGCCAUAAACUCUCGUUGGACAAUCACACCAAACGUUUGUUUGGGGAAGUCUCCUCUUCAGCUCUGCGAAGCUCUCACGCACUUGGUACGGUGGAUGACUAUGACUUCAAUCAGUAUCAAAUGCAGGAAUUUGUCUCUUCCGGUGAGUCGAUGAUGAGCGACGAUGCAAACGAGUCCAUAAUCUCCCUCCCGGCCGAACCUUUUGGUGGCACUGCACCCAGCUUGAUGGGCGCCGAGAAGCUCGUUGGGCAACUAAACAUGAACUCCUUGCACCCCACCAUCCACUCCAAAGUCGGUCCGAUUAACAACUCACCCCUGCGUCAGACCACUCCUGGACAAAUCAACGACCCCGCAAUGGCACCUAGUCCAGAUGACGAGUCCAUACCCCCCACAUCGAGUCCAAAACCACCUCUCUCCUGCAGUCCUCAGGAGCCCACACCGAAAGCCAAAUAUUCUCGUCAACAGUCGUCGGAGUGCCGCUCCCAACUACCCCCUCGCGUUUCCAAGUCCCAAUACGAUGUCGAGUUGGCCACCACUCUUGAUGCCCAGACCGGGCAGGCUAUCCUCGAUCGACUCCAUGCCGAAGAAGAUCCAUCAGACCCGAUUGUCCACCAACCCAACCCUGUCUCAAACCUCUCGGUCCAGUCUGAUACAGAAUUCGCCAAACCACCAAAGCGAUUAGGGAAAUUGAAAUCUCUUCCCGGGUCUAUCUCUGACACGACCAUCUAUCUCGAAAACCGACUCACAUCUUGGGGCCGGGGUCCCCUAGCAACCGUCCGACAUCCAGACCCCCUAGACACAAAGAUCCCACAAUACGCCCUCGAGAUCACAUUUUGGACCCCUGGUAUCGAGCCCCGAAUAGCAGCCGGUGAGAAUUGGUUAGAUAUUCCUGGAGUGACAGCAAUCCUCUCUACAAAGGCGCGCCGUGGUGUCUGGGUCAACGACAUCCCGCUUCACCGAGGUUCGGCGAGAGACGAUGGGAGGGAAACUCUGCAAUUCGGCACGCUCUACACCGGCGACAUCAUCACGGUGUACCGCGACAGGAAAGAUAGCAGCCAGUUCCUGAAGCUCCAAUGCGAAUUCACCCACGGCCAGAGCGCUCAGACUCGCCCGGACAACGAACCCGGUCUCACACAGUUCCCAUGGCCUUGUCUAGAUCACCCCUCUCCCCGUCCGGGCGGAGGGUGGUCCAGCCCGGGACUCAUCUCGGGAUCCGACACCGCGACGCCCGGCACAUUCUCGCCGAACGGUAUCUCCUGGGCCACUGCCAGGGCGAAAAGUGACGAGGUUCGCGGAUACCCCUCCUUCUCGACUCGAAACAGUGGCUUCUUCUCCAGGCAGCGACAGAAAAUCUUCGCGCGCCUGCCUGGUCUAUGGCGGCGCUCUUCGCACGAAUACAGUGACAAAUGGGUGCUUAAGGGUAUCUAUCUAACCACGUUUGAAGCCAUUGUCCAGUUGUACCGUCGGUCGCCUAUUGGCGGAGGUCGCAAAUUUGUCAUCAUCCUCGGGUCCAACAUCGAGGGCGGUGUUAUGGAGUUGAAGGGUGCCCGUGAAUGGGCGGUCGAACGCAACAGCAUCUGGAACAAGAAGCAAUACGCCGCAAAAUGGGGAUACGAGCUUGAGCUGGCUAAUCUCCUCGCCAAAAAGCGGUAUUCUCACGAAUGGCGAGAAAGCUGGGAGAAAGGUGAUAUCAUCCGAGAGGCUAUGCAUAAAUACCCUGAUGCAGAAUGGUUCUGGUGGUUGGAUCUAAACACAUGGAUCAUGGAGUACGAUACAUCCUUGCAAGAACAUAUCUUCGACAACCUCGGAUCGAAUGUUUACCGCGACAUCACUGCCUAUAAUCCCAUGAACAUCACACAUCCACUACCGGAGUUCUGGCUCGAUGAAAUGGGACGCUCCCUCGAGGGCGAUGGGGAUCCAGAUUCACUGCAAUUCCUUCUAUCCCAAGACUGCGCCGGUUUCAAUCUAGGGUCCUUCUUCGUGCGGCGCUCCCUGUGGACUGACCGACUACUCGACGCCUGGUGGGACCCUGUCAUGUAUGAGCAGAUGCACAUGCAAUGGGAGCACAAAGAGCAAGAUGCUCUGGAAUACAUCUAUCAAAGCCAGCCCUGGGUCCGAAGUUCGGUUGGCUUCCUUCCUCAGCGCAGCAUCAAUGCUUUCCCAAUCGGUGCCUGUGGAGAUGAGGAAAACCCAGUCUCGCACUACCAACAGAACGCACGCGACUUUGUGGUCAACAUGGCGGGCUGCAAGUUUGGUCGAGACUGCUGGUCUGAAAUCUAUUAUUAUCUUGAUCAGCGCGUCUGGUCUCUGUGUUCUGCCGUAUUCACACUGCCUCCACCGCCUCAAGUUGCUCCAAUCACAAAGCAGGUAAUCCAACCUUCAAGAUCAACGCCGGACCACCGCAUCGAGCCCUUCAAUCGACAAGUCUCUCCUCGACCGCUCUUGCUGCCAUUGUCCACCCCUCCAGCACCUACAGCCUCCCGCUCUCUACUCAACCACCACAAAAACCACCCACAAUGCCUACCGCCGAAUCCGCUUCCUUCCUCGCCAAAAAAGCCCACCGUCCCCCCAACCUACGAGGGUGUCGACUUCGAGGACAACGUCGCCGUUCACAAUGCCCGUGAUGCCAUUAUCCGUGAACAGUGGGUGCGCAGUAUGAUGGCCCGUCUCGUCGGCGAGGAAUUGGGCAAGUGCUAUGCGCGCGAGGGUGUGAACCACCUUGAGAAGUGCGGUGUUUUCAGAGAGAAGUACUUCGAGCUCAUCAAGGAGCGCAAGGUCAAGGGUUACCUCGGCCAGGAGAAGAACCGUUUCGGUGGCGAGUCGGCAUAA
Molecule: messenger RNA, 4632 nt
Organism: Penicillium brevicompactum
Lineage: Eukaryota; Fungi; Ascomycota; Eurotiomycetes; Eurotiales; Aspergillaceae
Exons: 8
Coding region: 1-4632 (1543 amino acids)
Biological process (GO): autophagy; peptidyl-serine phosphorylation
Cellular component (GO): cytoplasm; membrane
Molecular function (GO): glycosyltransferase activity; protein binding; protein serine/threonine kinase activity
Source: RefSeq, a predicted model, not a curated record